GUUGAUCUGCAAGGUUUCUUGUCUCGUUUAGGCAGGAGAGCGACGCAGCCUUCUUCCGGCAAAGCUCCGAGUCGCCAGCUUGGGGUUCAGGAUGGGGCUCUGGCGGUAGGUUCGUUGGUGGGGUGGGUGAUGGACAUGGUCGAAGGGGAAAAUAGGAGGCGCGCUGUCGAGGCUCCAAGCAUCCCCAAACGGUCAAGCAAUUCUCAGAUAAUAUAUUGCGGCUCGACUCUGCCUCAGUCGCAUUUGUCGCUGACCAUUAUCUCACAGGCGUUCUGCUUCAUUUGAUCACACGAGCUCGCCCAUUCGUGCUCUCUGACGUGAGCAUUGAAGGACUUCAUUGAGCUCCAAAAGAGUCGAAACGCGGCACGCGUGGACCUAUAUCGGCUGCCAUUGAAAGUCUAUCAAGGCUCGCUCUAUCGGAGUUGAGCACUCGUGGCAGGUUUCCUAUCAGUCGAACAGUUCCUCCUACGCCUACCUGUUUCUCUCUAGACUUCCUCAUAUCUCGAGCCCAACGGCCGCCGCCGCUGCUUCCAACCCCAUCUGUUUACCUACCACCUUAUCAGCCAUGGCCCCUCAGCCAGAGCUCUAUCCUACCCUCCACCGAGUACGCGAUCUCGAGACUGCAGGCAUCGAGGACCUGCAACAGAUUAUUCAGACAUUCCCCGCCAUCGACAACCAUGCCCAUAAUAUGCUCACCGAGGAAAACGCCUAUGGCAGUGCGGAAUAUCCUUUUGAGUGUAUCACCUCAGAAGCACAAGGACAUGCUCUGACGGAUCAUGUCCAUACGAGCCUUGCUCACAUGCGCGGCGUCAAACACCUGGCAGAAUUCUACCAGUGCCCGGAAACACUGCAGGAUGUCAAGGCUGCCCGGUAUGAGUGGGUGCGCAGAGACUACCCGGGUCUGAUCAAGAAAUGCUUCGAAGGAACACAUGCGAUCAUGAUGGAUGAUGGACUGUCGCCCGAGAUCAUCCAUUCAUUCAAGUGGCAUAGACAGUUCGUUCCCACUGUGUCACGGAUCGUAAGGAUCGAGGCGGUUGCGUCAGAGCUGCUUGAACAUCUCGCUCACGCAGCGGGCUUUAUGAGGGUCGGCCUCGAUGCUGACUGGGACAUCAGCCAGACCGAGAGUUUCUUGGUGCGCUUCAACACCGUCUUCAGAAACCAGAUCCGCACCCUGGCCAACGAUCCAGAUGUCCGGGGCUUCAAGUCAGUCAUCUGCUAUCGUUCGGGUCUGGACAUCGGCCUGGAGAGCAGGAAGAACUUCCGCCCUCAUCAGUCCCUGACCGAAUCAUCCCUCUUACAAUCUUUCCAUGACUUCCUGCAGAAGGCAGUCCGCGAUCACAAGUACCGCAUCCAGCAAAAGGAGGUCAAUGACUUCCUGGUUGUCGCAGUCUGUGACGUGCUGGAAAAGCUUGUAGACACGGAUGGUGAGAACCUGCCCUUCCAGUUUCACACCGGUCUCGGCGACACAGAUAUCGACUUGGUCAAGGCAAAUCCAGCGUAUAUGCAGCCUUUGAUCGAAGCUUUCCCCCAGGUCGACUUUGUCAUCCUCCAUUCAUCGUAUCCGUACACGAGGGAAGCAGGUUACCUCGCAGCCAACUAUUCCAACGCUUGGCUCGAUAUCGGAGAAGCAUUUCCGAUGCUCUCUCGCGAUGGCGAGGAGUCUGUUUUACGACAGGCCCUCGAGUUGACACCAAGCUCUAAGAUCCUGUGGAGCACAGAUGGACACUUCUAUCCCGAAACAUACUGGCUCGCCAACAAGCACUUCAGAGAAGCGCUUGAGAGAUUGCUUACUUCCUAUAUUGCAGCGGGUGACGUUACCGUUGCCCAGGCCAUCGACAUUGCUGUCGAUAUUAUGUUCUGGAACUCAAAUUUACUCUACAAGCUUGACGAAGAGCGUAAAUACCCCGAGCUGCUCCGAGCUUGUGGCAGAGAAGCUGUAGACAGUAUGCGUACGCUUGUGAAUGGUGGUUCCAAAGCUCCAUCUUUCAAGUCAUAUGCAAGCACGGCUGUCGCUGCUCCUGCUGGAGGUGCAUCGUCAUCAGCGGCUGCUGCUGCUGUAGCACGACCGGGUGCGUCUUUGAACGCGGCGUCAUCGACGAGCCUUUCGCUGCCCCUCCGCUCCGGGAGUGCGAGUGCGCCGUCCGGCCAAAACUCCACUGCCAUCCUCGCGCAAAAUGUGACGGUUUUCGAUGCCUUUUUGCAAACAAAUCCGGGCAUCAAGUAUAUGUGGGUUCAAUAUCUGGACUAUACCGGCACUCUUCGUAAUCGUAUGAUGACCGUCCAACAAUUCAAAAAGCAGCUGUCAACCGGAAAACCGCUCUGCUGUACGACUGCUCUGACACGGCUGAUGCAGGACGACUAUCCUGCAACCGGAUGCUCGGCUACUGGCCAAUUUCUCAUGAUUCCAGACCUGUCGACCCUCUCAUUGAACAAGGGUAUCUCAUCUCCGUCCGCCACCGUUCAGACAUGGUGGAUGGCGGACUCGGAGCAAGUUCCCCUCGUUGAGCACUACGACCGCUGUCCUCGCUGGCUUCUGCAAUCUCAAGCUGACGCUCUUAAGUCAGAAUUCAACAUCUCCAUGCUGGUCGGCUUCGAACUCGAGAUCAUUUUCAUGAGGCCAGUGCUGAAUGAAAACAAGUCCGACUUUGUGGAAUUUGAGCCGUUGCACAUGGUUCAUUCGUGGUCUAACAUGACGUGGCAACAGAUCGACAUGUUACCGAUCAUUGAAGAAAUCGUGGAGAACCUGGGCGACCUCGACAUUCACCUUUCGCAAUUCCAUUCCGAGGCCGCACCGGGACAGUGGGAGUUUCCCUUGCCAGCUUUUGAACCCGUGAAGGCUGUUGAUGUCUUGUUCAAAGCCAAAGAUGUGAUUCGCAAUGUCGCCAAGAAGCACGGCCUGAAAGCAACGUGCUAUCCGCGUCCCUAUGCAUUCAGCCCGGGCAGUGCCAAUCAUGCCCACUUCAGCAUCAACGGACCCGGUGACACGGUUGAAAAGUAUGAAGCACCUUUCCUCGCCGGGGUUCUGGAACAUCUACCAGCAUUGAUAGCGUUCUUGCUACCCUUUGAAGAGUCAUAUCAACGCGUCAACGCCGGGAUCUGGGCAGGCGGAGAGUACGUGUGUUGGGGAACACAAAACAAGGAGGUCCCACUACGAAAAUGUGGACCUGGACAUUUCGAACUCAAGACUGUGGAUGGCAUGGGCAACUCUUACUUGUCCAUGGCAGCCCUGCUGGCGUCAGGACUCCAUGGUCUGCGCCAAGAUCUCAAACUCGAGCACAAGGAUUGCACGGGUGACCCGACUGGGAUCGGCGAGGAGGAGAGGCAGAAACUUGGCAUUACAACACAACUGCCCAACACUUUGGAGAAAAGUCUCAAAGCAUUGGACCGUGACAAAGUCCUUCGACGUGCCCUUGGGUAUGCGGUGGUUGACGAUUAUCUUGCCGUCUCGGAGAGUCUGAUGGCCAAGUUGAGGGGCUUUGGCGAUGAGAAGAGACGAGUGUGGCUGAUGGCGCGGUACUGAUGCGGGUUCUCGGCGUGUGUGACGAGCCUGGCCGUGAAGGCCAUUGAUACUAUCGUUGUUGAUUGCAAUACCAAAGCAAGGCAUACCCACUCGCCAGGUUGUGGUUACAACAAGCAAGGAGAUGAUGUCGCGGAUGAAUCGCCCGCUGUGACCGGGAGACGUAGCAGUGUCUUGAUUGAGAAAGACAAUCCAACCAUGGACACUGCCACCCGUGGGAGGCUUGAAUGAAUUGGAGAUGGAUGGUCCCUUGCUUAGAUUUGGGGGGGGCGAGGGUUGGGCUUGGUGGGGUCUACUGAAGUAAGGAGCUAGGAGCGCAGGUAUACCCGGGCGUGGUCCAGGUGGGAACUCUUAUCGAUUUGGGAGCAAGGGGGAAAUGCGAGGGAGAUGGUUAGACAGAGAGAUCGCUAAUCGCUAUGGAAUAAUGCAGUUCGGCCAGCGGCUCGCC
Molecule: messenger RNA, 3965 nt
Organism: Cladophialophora immunda
Lineage: Eukaryota; Fungi; Ascomycota; Eurotiomycetes; Chaetothyriales; Herpotrichiellaceae
Exons: 2
Coding region: 566-3520 (984 amino acids)
Molecular function (GO): hydrolase activity; glutamine synthetase activity
Source: RefSeq, a predicted model, not a curated record